Saccharomyces kudriavzevii IFO 1802 is the source of this 1017-nucleotide messenger RNA. RefSeq names its product Mho1p (gene MHO1). The transcript has a single exon. The coding region runs from base 1 to 1017 and encodes 338 amino acids. NCBI's taxonomy places the organism in Eukaryota, Fungi, Ascomycota, Saccharomycetes, Saccharomycetales, Saccharomycetaceae. The record is from RefSeq and is a predicted model, not a curated record.
AUGUCAGUACGUCCAGCAACACACGCAGGCUCAUGGUACUCUAAUAGAACCCAAGAACUUUCUCAACAACUACAUACGUACUUGACUAAAAGUUCACUCAAAGGACCCAUUCGUAACGCCCGGGUUAUCAUAUGUCCACAUGCCGGUUAUAAGUAUUGCGGGCCCACGAUGGCUUACUCAUACGCAUCAUUGGACAUAAGUAGCGAUGUCAAAAGAAUAUUCAUAUUGGGGCCCUCACACCAUAUUUAUUUUAAGAAUCAAAUACUGAUCAGUGCAUUUAGUGAACUUGAGACACCCUUGGGCAAUUUAAAGGUCGAUACUGACUUGUGUAAGGCAUUAGUAAAAAAAGAGCAUUCUGAAAAGGGCAAGAAACUGUUCAAGUUAAUGGACCAGGAUACUGAUAUGGCAGAACAUUCCUUAGAGAUGCAGUUUCCAAUGUUGGUGGAAACUUUAAAGUGGAGAGGACUUUCCUUGGAUGAAGUUAAAAUAGUUCCUAUGAUAGUUUCCCAUAAUAGUAUCGAUAUCGAUCAUUCCAUUGGUGAUGUUUUAUCUGAGUACAUCAAGAAUCCAAACAACUUAUUUAUUGUGAGCAGUGAUUUUUGUCAUUGGGGCCGUAGGUUUCAGUAUACUGGAUAUGUCGGAAGCAAAGAAGAGUUGGAUGAGGCUAUUCAAGAGGAAACAGAAGUAGAAAUGCUGACUGCCAGGAGUAAACUCUCGCAUCAUCAAGUGCCUAUUUGGCAAUCUAUUGAAAUUAUGGAUAAGUAUGCCAUGAAAACAUUAGCUGAUACUGCUAAUCCUGAAAGAUACGGUGCUUGGAAACAGUAUUUAGAGAUAACUGGAAAUACAAUAUGCGGUGAAAAACCAAUUAGUGUGAUACUGAGUGCCCUAUCCAGAAUCAAAGAUGCCAGUGCUUUAACUAUUAAAUUUCACUGGCCUCACUACUCACAGAGUUCUCAUGUAACAAGUAUUGAUGAUAGUAGUGUUAGCUAUACUUCAGGAUAUGUUAUUUUAGAAUAG